Zymoseptoria tritici IPO323 is the source of this 1536-nucleotide messenger RNA. RefSeq lists its product as uncharacterized. The annotation marks the transcript as partial. Gene Ontology annotation, cellular component: membrane. The transcript has 5 exons. Gene Ontology annotation, molecular function: antiporter activity. Gene Ontology annotation, biological process: proton transmembrane transport. The record is from RefSeq and is a predicted model, not a curated record. NCBI's taxonomy places the organism in Eukaryota, Fungi, Ascomycota, Dothideomycetes, Mycosphaerellales, Mycosphaerellaceae.
AUGGCGGCCGCCGCAUUGCCAUAUCAUGAGCCAGGCAUCGUCACGAUCCUCAUCCUUUCUUCAUUCCUCAUCCUUUCCAAUGUCGUCAAUUGGAUCUUCGACAGGCUGCUCUUCUGCGGCCUCAUCGGUCAGAUUGCCAUUGGAGUGGCAUGGGGCACGCCCGGAGGGAACUGGCUGUCUCUUGAGAUCCAAGAUGCUAUUGUCCAGUUCGGAUAUUUGGGCUUGAUCGUGCUGGUGUAUGAGGGUGGGCUACAAACCGACUUGAACACGCUGAGGUCUAACCUAUUCCUCGCAUCUCUGGUGGCCAUCAUCGGCAUCGGCACUCCAAUGGCCCUGUCAUUCACAUUGCAAGGCUUCAUGAACAUCACUCCGGUCCAAGCAUUCGCUGCGGGUGCAGCUCUAUGUUCGACCUCGCUUGGCACAACAUUCACUAUCCUCGCGACGAGUGGUCUGAAUCAGAGCCGAUUAGGUGUUGUACUGUCGAGCGCGGCUAUGAUGGACGAUGUCGUCGGCCUAGUCAUGAGUGGCAUCAUCGCAAGCCUGGGACAGUCUUCGGACAACUUUAGCGCCAUCAUUGUCAUUCGACCGGUCUUCGUGUCCAUCGCAUUCGCCGUGCUGCUACCCGUGAUAUGUGCAUUCAUCGUCAAACCAUUGACGAAAGUGUGCUAUAAACUCAUCACGAAGCGCAGAGACUCAAAGCUACAUACCACCCUGACCACGGAAGGUGCAGCAUUCUGCCUUCACGUCGCGGUUCUCACAGCUUUGAUCACCGGAGCGAUCUACGCUGGAACAUCCGGUCUUUUCGCGGCGUACCUCGCGGGUGCUUCGAUCUCCUGGUGGGACGCACUCUGCACCGAACUGCGGGAUUCGAACUCGCGCUCAACAGUGAUCCGCGACGAGACAGCAGACUCGACUUCACAGGACAACUCAGCGGAGCCCAAGGAACCAGUCAGCAAGACAUCCUCCUCUCAGACCUCCCCCUCCACCACAUCUCCACCUCCCACCUCCCACGCCCACCUCCACGGCACAGCAAUCUUCACCAAACACAUCUCCCCCGCCCUCCACUCCAUCCUCCAACCCUUCUUCUUCGCCUCCAUCGGCUUCUCCAUCCCCAUCUCCCAAAUGUUCACCCCCUCGAUCCUCUGGCGCGGAAUCGUCUAUUCCAUCCUCAUGGUCCUUGCGAAGUUAUUCUGCGGUCUAUGUCUCAUCCGCUUCUCCGGGCCUUCCUCCCCCGGCAAUCGCAUCCCAAAACCCAUGUCCCUCUAUCCCGCGACGAUGCUCGGCUUCGCCAUGGUCGCGCGCGGGGAAAUUGGAUUUCUCAUCAGCGCCAUUGCCGAAAGCAAAGGGGUCUUUGGAGAUGUUCGCGGCGAAGGGAGCGGUUCUUCGGAACUGUUCUUGGUCGUGACGUGGGCGAUUUUACUGUGUACGCUUCUCGGGCCGAUUGUGGUGGGGACGAUGGUGAAGAGGAUUAAGAGGUUGCAGGCUGCGGAGAGGGAGAAGAGGACGGGGAGGGAGGAUCCGUUGGGGAUUUGGGGG